AUGGAAAGGUUUCAAUUGAAUGUGAUUGAAAGCGUGCCUGAUUUCGGUGUGGUGUCAUAUCUGGCCGACGCAGAAGGAAACAUCAACGUUGGCUCCACGAUGACUCCUGUACCAACAAAGCCUUCAAAAAGAUCAUUUCCCACCACACCCAGCACGGUCACUCCAACUCUAACAUCAACCCCGACUAAUGCAAACCCCCAAAAUAAAACUACAGCUACUGAAAACCAAACCUCUAGUACAGACCCACCAACACAGAUCAGUGAAAAUCAAACCACAAGCACUCCUUUAAACCCACCAGAUCAAUCCUUGGGUUCCCCUAUUCCUCAAAACCAAACCUUAGGUACAGUAAUACACUCAAAUCCACAAUGCUCCAGUCCCACAGAAGAAGAAGAGGAGUUUGUGGAUGAUGGGAAGAUGACAGGCAGGCUGGAAGAAGCAGAGGCGGCUGAAGAUGAGCAUCUUACAGAAGCUGUUUCUACACAUGAACCAGAAACCACAUGUCCAACAGAACCAGAGAACGACCCAGAGGAACCUACACCAGAUCCUGAUACUGCAAACUAGGACUGGAAAACUGAGAAAUGUUUGAGGACACAGUUUAACUCUCUUUUAGAAUUAGAGGAACUGGGUGCAUGUGACUUAUUGAUUUAGAGCUUUAUUGAUUAGUAUCUGUUUUAGCAUGGUAAAAAAUGGUUUGGGUUGAUUUGAAAUUAUAUUUCAGUAUUUUUGUGUUCACAAGAGAAACUAUAUUAAAAAAAAUAAGUAAAAGUGUGGUUCAGAGCUUUUGCAAGCGAAAGCCACAAUUUCUAAGAGGAAUGGUACAGAGUCCAAACUAACUGUGAAAGUUCUGGAAAAGUUUUGAAUAAAUAAUGUUCUUCCAGUUACUUUAACAGAACGUUCACAAAAAAAGUUGUUUUUUUUAACCCUUUGGUGUUGUUGUUUUAUUUUAUAUUCAUAUUGAUGCUUUUAUUAAGGGGUUUACCCAAAAAUGAAAGUUUACACACUAUUUACUGGUGGUUCCUAAACCUUUAUGAGUUUCUUUUUUAUGUUAAAAAUAAAUUAAGAUAUUUUGAAGAAAGCUGGAAACCUGUAACCAUUGACUUCAA
This is a messenger RNA of Danio aesculapii, 1103 nucleotides long. RefSeq lists its product as uncharacterized. Lineage: Eukaryota; Metazoa; Chordata; Actinopteri; Cypriniformes; Danionidae. The record is from RefSeq and is a predicted model, not a curated record. The transcript is spliced from 3 exons. Bases 1 to 561 code for a protein of 186 amino acids.